GGGAGCUGGACCUAGUGGUUCGUUGCUACACAAACCAAACUACCAAAUUGGAGGACUUUUGAUGAAUCAGCUGAAGCCUUCAUCACACCUGAGGGCUUGCCAUGAGUUGUGAAGAACAAGCUGGGGAGAGGGCUGUUCUCUCCUGGUCCAGGUUUGCCACAGCUGGACAGACUGCUCUUGAGGAGGCCCUGAGAGUGUUUAACCCUUUAUCAAAGGACCUUCUGGACACCGAGAGGCAAAUGGUGUCCUUCCUUCAGGAACUUAGAGAGGAAGGCCACAGGCCCACUGUCCUUAGGAGCAAAGACGUAUACGGAUACAAAUCCUGCACAGCACACCCCCUCAAAGUCCCAAAGGUACAGAAAGCUUUUAAGAAGCGAGGGAAGAAACCUCUAAUCAAGAAAAAGGACAUCAAUUACACUCUGCUUAAUUCAACAGCUGAAGUCAUCUUAAAAAAUCAACCUAAGAUCCUCCUGACCAAUCUAUCUGUAGACUCUAUUAAACAGACUGUCAUGGCUGCGAAAUCGACAGUAACACCUGAAGAAUCUAGUCAGGCACAGCAGUGCUUGAAAUUAACAAGCAUAAAGGGACUUUCUGGGGGCCACACAGCAAGACUGCAGAUUCACUGUGUGAACUCUGAGGGGACAGCCAAGUCCAAUUCACCGCGCCCCCCUUCUUUGUCGGGGAUACCUCACCCGCAUUCGGAAAGUGCCAGUCAGACAUCGAGAGUAGUCGCUUUAGAUAACAAAAGCGCUGUGUCUUGUCCAGCCAAAGUGGAUGUUACCCUUAUUGGUGACUCUGCACCUGCUAUUUGUCAAAAUGACAUUGGUAUGAAAGAGAGUAGCAAUUACAAAAAGGUCCAGAUGAUGCUGGGAGAAUUGGGGGAAAUGAGUAGUGGUGUGGAUUGGAGGGACAGCGACUCAAUUAGAAGGCUGAAAUGCCAAGGCUUAGGUGGAUCUCAGUCCAUGUUAUUAAUGAACAGUCAAGGGGUAUCUCGACUAAAUGGAAACGGCUUACACUUGAAAGUAAUCAAAGUGGACGAGUCCUUCAGUAUGGAAGAAGUGAGGAGGAAGGCACAAAAGAUCUUACAAGUGAAUUUGUCCCCUGUGAUAAAGAUUCAGCCGCUCACUGCUCACUCUGUAUAGACUCUUGCAUGAGAUCUACAGUGAU
Chanos chanos (milkfish) is the source of this 1167-nucleotide messenger RNA. RefSeq names its product coiled-coil domain containing 71 (gene ccdc71). NCBI's taxonomy places the organism in Eukaryota, Metazoa, Chordata, Actinopteri, Gonorynchiformes, Chanidae. The transcript is spliced from 2 exons. The coding region runs from base 102 to 1142 and encodes 346 amino acids. The record is from RefSeq and is a predicted model, not a curated record.